GGCAGCGGCGGCAGAGCAGGCUCGGUGCGCGGGUCCGCGGCGGCUCGGGGUCCGCCCGCGGGCUGCGGUGCGAGCGGGCGGCCCGGCUCCCCUCCUCCCCCGCCCGCUGCCGCCGCUGUGAUUGGGUGGAAGAUGGCGCUGGGCGGAUGGAAAUCCUAAUGACAGUCUCCAAAUUCGCCUCCAUCUGUACCAUGGGCGCCAAUGCCUCGGCAUUAGAGAAAGAGAUUGGUCCAGAACAGUUUCCAGUCAAUGAGCACUAUUUUGGAUUAGUCAAUUUUGGGAAUACCUGCUACUGUAAUUCAGUUCUUCAAGCACUUUAUUUUUGUCGUCCAUUUCGGGAAAAAGUUCUAGCAUACAAGAGUCAACCUAGGAAGAAGGAGAACCUUCUUACAUGCUUAGCAGAUCUCUUCCAUAGCAUAGCCACUCAGAAGAAAAAGGUUGGAGUAAUUCCUCCUAAGAAGUUCAUAACAAGAUUACGGAAAGAAAAUGAGCUUUUUGACAACUACAUGCAGCAAGAUGCCCAUGAAUUCUUAAAUUACCUGCUAAAUACAAUUGCUGAUAUUUUACAAGAAGAGCGAAAGCAGGAAAAACAAAAUGGCCGUUUACCUAAUGGUAAUAUUGACAGUGAAAAUAACAACAGCACACCAGACCCAACUUGGGUUCAUGAGAUCUUUCAGGGAACAUUAACUAAUGAAACCAGAUGUCUUACUUGUGAAACUAUAAGCAGCAAAGAUGAAGAUUUUUUAGACCUUUCUGUUGACGUGGAACAAAACACAUCAAUUACUCACUGCUUAAGGGGUUUUAGCAACACAGAAACUCUAUGCAGUGAAUACAAAUAUUACUGUGAAGAAUGUCGCAGCAAACAGGAAGCACACAAACGGAUGAAAGUUAAAAAACUGCCCAUGAUUCUAGCUCUACACCUGAAAAGAUUUAAGUAUAUGGAUCAACUUCAUCGAUAUACAAAACUUUCUUACCGGGUAGUUUUUCCUUUAGAACUUCGUCUAUUUAACACUUCAGGCGAUGCAACCAAUCCUGACAGAAUGUACGACCUUGUUGCCGUUGUGGUUCACUGUGGAAGUGGUCCCAAUCGAGGCCAUUAUAUUGCAAUAGUUAAGAGUCAUGAUUUUUGGCUGUUGUUUGACGACGACAUUGUAGAAAAAAUAGAUGCACAAGCUAUUGAAGAAUUCUACGGGUUGACAUCAGAUAUCUCAAAGAACUCUGAGUCUGGUUACAUCCUUUUCUAUCAGUCUCGAGACUGAGGGGGAACCGUGAUGAAGAGAUACUUUCUGCCUCAUUUCUUCUCUGGUUAUUUUGGAAAGGAUCAAGCACUGAUUUUUCAAGAAAAGAGAAAUGCAGGAAGCUCAGGGGGCAGUAGCACACUUUGCACACAAUAAAGCAAAGACGAUGGAUUAACAGACUCUUCCUAUCAUGGUAGUUGAUUUCUUUGCUCAGGUAUCAUGCUGUCUGCGCAGUUCCAUACAACAAGGAAGUGAAAUCAGAGAUACCAGCUCCUCUUGUAAAACAGCCUUCCAGUAAUUGACGUGCAUUUUCUCUUUGUUAAUUGCACCAAAAAUGAUUUGAACUCCUUGGGGGUGCAGUUGAAAGAAUAGGAAUCUGUGCUAGGUUGUAUUGGUAAUUUAGGGAGAUGAUAUUGAGCACACUGCAUGAAUUUGCCUGUGUUGAAUAUGUAUGGAAAGAAUGAAUAUUCGGUGGUCUUUUCAAGCGUAAACCAGAAAUACUUUUGGGCCCAACACUUGCAAUUGCCUUCCUGAUGUAAAAAAACUAACAGAUACUAGAACCCAGUGUCAGGAGGACAAAUAUGUUUUGCUUCUCUGAAGAAGCUUAUAAUAAUAUACAGUAUAUGUAUAUGUAGGGAACAAUUGGUCAAAAGUGGCUUUUUGUUUCCCCAAGGGGAAAGACUGGCUUUGUAAUUAUAAUUUUUUUCCUUAUUUAUUUUACUGAAAACUGGUAGAGUCUAAGUAUUGUAUGAAGUGCCCAUGAUUCUGUCAGUAAAUUUGAGCAUAUUUUUAUUAGCUUUUGUCCGUUUAACUAGUCCUUUUGUUUGUUUCUAUUUUUAAGGUGAAUUUUAAACUCUAUUUUAAAUUGUAAGAUACCUUAAGAAAAAUUGCAGUGAGAGGAGGUAAAUAUUCUUUUUCAGGAGGAACUGAUAUCUCUGGCUAAAUAUUUGUCCUUUUGUUAUAGUUUAUAAGUCAGUUGUUUUAUUCAGCUUUAAUUUCAGUAAAAUAAAAAACUAUCAAAAAUUCCCUCUAGUUGUUGGAAUGAUGAAAGAAAUUCUGGUCAGUGGUGGUGUACCAGUCUUUAGAAUUCUCAGAUACUCCAAGGUUUCAAGUUGAAGCCGUGUUUGGAAAAUUCAUGUCAUAGCAGUCAUGUUAUUUUCAAAUGCCGUUCUUUACCCCGGAAAGAACUAAUCAUCAUAACCCCAGCAGCCUGUGGUGGGUGGCUAGCUAAAAACCCUUCGAAUAUUAAAUUUUAAUGAACUAGACCAGAAACAUACAAAGCAAGUUUUUGUUUUUUUCCUCCACCUUUAUAAAUCUUACUGGAAGAAUGUUCAGAAGUUAAACUUUGUGUUUGUUAAAGACUUCUUUCUGUUGGGAGUUUUGAGAAGUAAUAUAUGUAAUGUAAAAUUUGUGUAAACCAGUGCAUUUGACACUUUUCCAUGCAUCGGUAAGUUGUCUGACAGUGGCCAAAUGUAACUUGCAGAAAAUAAUUGAAUAUAUAUUCAAAAUAAUAGCAAUCAGGCCUUGGGUAUUCUUUUAUCAAAGUCUUUUCAGGCAGUAAUUUUUUUUUAAUUGCUGUAAUUUUCUAAACUUAUUUUACUAAUACUGUUAAAUAUGAAAAACAACAAAAAAGAAUGUUUUUGUCUGCUGCUAUUAUUAACAUUUAUUAUCUGUAUCUUUUAGCUCAGGAAAUGACUUCACCUAUUCAUUCCAUGCACAGAUCUUUGACAGGGUCACUUAGGUAAUUGGGCUGUUUCAACAGAUGUGCUGCGAGAAAAUUGCAAUGUAUUUUGACAAAUUGCUCUUUAAGGUAUAGUUUCUAAAGCCAUACCCUGCUGGAAUGGUUUUGUACAAGUUGCGUAGCCUGCCUGAUCUACCAGCAUUGCACAGGGAGUCACAACCAAGAAUGUGCGAAGGUCAUAGCAUGGAAGUGGAUACAUUUUUUAUUUUGAGGGCUUAAACCAAAUUGUCUUGGAAUUAAAGCUGUAUUUCUGCAGCUUUCACUACAGAGAAGAGAACAGUGAAGGGGAGUCAGUUUUUCCUUGGGGGCCACAGCAUGUCUAAGAAAGAAAGAUGAAGUCAUUUGCGUAAAGGUACAGCAUUAAAAAACUAUGUUGUGUUUGUUUUUACAUUUUGCAUUUAAAACAUACAGUAAAAGCCAAGGUUGAAUUGCAUAGUAAGCAAGUUAUAGCAUUUGUAUUGAGUUCCGUGGUAGUCACACACUGUUCACAUCCACACCAUAUUUAAUAGUAUGAUUUGUCAGGGGAGGGACUCUGGGGUGAUGGUUCUCAAUUGACCUUUACUCUUAGUGCAGCUGCAUCUAUGUACAAUGUUUCGAAGCUUAGCAGAAACUCAGUAUAUUUUAAAAACAUAUAGGGUUAGGGUUGGAGAGAAAAUGCGGAUAUAGUAAGAAAAGUGACCCAUAUAGAAGGCACCGUGAGCUUGUCUGUUGGUUGCCUGUGAUUGAAAUGAGGGGCGAGUUUCAGUUAUAAAUGGUGGCUGAUUGCUCUCUAAUUGUGUACAUGUUUGUUGGGAUGGCUGUCCCAUAUUGUAUAUUGGAAUAAAAAUUUCUAUAAAUUAUCAUAACUGAAAGUAAAUAUUCUAAAUUAAGUCUCACUUCUAAGUCAUAUGGCUUCUGUCUUGGAAACUUUACCUUUAGAAGCUUGCUUAAGACAGGAGCCAUGAGACUUUAGGAAAAGGAAAAAGAGAAAAUGUAUAAUAUAUGGGUCUUGUUGCCUCUAACUAUCAGUAUAGGGUUUUUUCUUUCCUUGAUGGCAGUAGAGAGACCUCACUUUCAUAACAUACUACUCUUGAUACUUUGUUUAAAGAUACUUUUCAUUAAAGAUUCUCUCAUGAGGUAUUUAACUGGGAGCUGGGAGGCUAAGGCGCUCAGGUCCUGGCUCUUCAGUGAAUUUAACUGUGUGACCUUGGGCAAGUCACUUAACCUCUCUGUGCUUCAGUCUCCCUAUCUUGUAAAAUGGGAGUAAUACCUACCUCACAGGGUUGUUGUGGGGAUUAAUUAGAUAUAAUGUCUGUAAAGCAUUUAAGGUUCUUGAAGAAGGCACUAUAUAAAUACAAAAUAAUAUCUAUUAAAGUUGGUUUAUUUGUG
Molecule: messenger RNA, 4347 nt
Organism: Diceros bicornis minor
Lineage: Eukaryota; Metazoa; Chordata; Mammalia; Perissodactyla; Rhinocerotidae
Gene: USP12
Product: ubiquitin specific peptidase 12
Exons: 9
Coding region: 147-1259 (370 amino acids)
Biological process (GO): protein deubiquitination
Cellular component (GO): nucleus; cytosol
Molecular function (GO): cysteine-type endopeptidase activity; cysteine-type deubiquitinase activity
Source: RefSeq, a predicted model, not a curated record